This is a messenger RNA of Rhizophagus irregularis DAOM 181602=DAOM 197198, 775 nucleotides long. RefSeq lists its product as uncharacterized. The record is from RefSeq and is a predicted model, not a curated record. Lineage: Eukaryota; Fungi; Glomeromycota; Glomeromycetes; Glomerales; Glomeraceae.
AUAAUACUCCGUCGUUUCCCGUAUCCUCCACAUUUCCUACAACAUCCACAAUCGUUCUACUCGGUCUACUCGGUCCUUAAAAAAAAAUGGCAAACACGAAUAAUUCAAGAUCUCAAAAUUCUCAAAAUUCUCAACUCCUUCCUAUUGCUACCCUCUUUCGUAUUGCGACGGGACAGUAUUCUUUCGGUCUUUUGGGGUACGAUAAUAUUACUGAAUUUGAAAUUCCUUCUCCAAUAGGAAUACUAAAGACUUGCAAGAAAAACUCUCGCAAACCACCCACAGUAUUCCUAAUUUUCAGAAACCCCGUUCAAAAAGCACUUCAUGAGCUUCAUUUCCGGUAUGAGAGGAAUGAGGUCUCAAAGAUUUCAUCCUCACUCUGGAAAUGGGUGAAGAUGAAUGAUCCCGUUUUAAAAAAUAUUUUCACGGACCUUUAUAAUAAGACGAGCAUGGAAUGGAGGAGAGGGCGGUUAAUUAUCGAAUUUUUUACACCGUUAGCUCCUGAUUCCUGCAAUAAUGACAACAAUAAAAAAAGUGACAACAAUAUCGAUGAGUCACAAAUUAAAAAUGCGGGAGAAGUCAUAGUAGCCCCAGCUCCAGCUGCUAAGGUGCUGGUCUGUAAGUUAACAAUGUCGGAGGAACGAGAAAUUAUGAAGGAUCUUUUCUCGGAGUUAGUAUAUUAUAUUUAAAAAAAAACGACGAUUAUAACAUGAUGAUAUUAAAUAUAUAAGAUUAUAAAAAUUAAGAUUAUAAUUUGUUUGUAUUCAUUUAUUGUAAG